AGAACUAUUCAAUCGCGACCGACGCCCGCCAUUUGUGUUUUCUGUCAAACGCCAGUGUAAUGUCGUGUAGUAGUGUAUAAUUUUUCGAAUUUCAGCCGCAAUUACGUAGUUUAUUAUUUCUAAUUUAGGUUUAAUUAGUUUAGGAUACAAUGUCUAAUAUAUCGCUCGAUAAAGAUACAUUUUACCGUCGUAUGAAAAAGCUGUACGCAGCUUGGAAGGCUGCUGCCUCAGAUUCAAAGAGUGAUGAUGCGCUGGCGAAGGUCGACUGUCUGGUAUCAUGUGUCGGAGUAGACGAGGACACACUUUACAGCAAAUCGACAGCGCUACAGACAUGGCUGUUUGGAUACGAGCUUCCAGACACAAUCACAGUACUAACAGAGAACAGCAUGUGUUUUCUGGCAAGCAAAAAAAAGAUUGAAUUUUUAAGGCAAAUUGAAAAUGGCAAAGAAGAAUCAGAACUACCCCCAGUGAAACUACUUGUACGAGACAGAAAUGAUAAAGACAAAGAAAAUUUCAACAAACUCAUACAAGAAAUCAAAAAAUCAAAAUCAGGCAAAACUCUAGGCAUCUUCGCUAAAGACAUUUAUCCCGGUGAAUUUUGCGAAGGAUGGAAAGCUGUUAUAAAAAGCGAAAAGUUCGAAAAUCAUGAUAUCAGUUCCACAAUAGCUUUUUUAAUGGCGCCGAAAGAAGACUCAGAAAUAAUCACAGUUAAAAAAGCAUGUAUGGUCACAGUAGAUGUAUUUACAAAGUAUUUAAAAGACCAAAUUAUGGAAAUUAUUGAUUCAGAUAAGAAAGUAAAACAUUCAAAACUAGCGGAAGGCGUCGAGGCGGCCAUAUCAGACAAGAAAUACGUCACAGGCGUCGACACGAGUCAAGUGGACAUGUGUUAUCCGCCGAUCAUACAGUCGGGAGGGAACUACAGUCUGAAAUUCAGUGCAGUUUCAGACAAGAAUCACCUACAUUUCGGCGCAGUUGUGUGCUCGUUGGGCGCCAGAUAUAAAUCGUACUGCUCGAAUAUUGUGCGAACGUUGCUGGUCAAUCCCACAGAUGAGAUCCAAAGCAAUUACAACUUCUUGUUAAAUCUAGAAGAACAAGUGAUGAAAACACUUGUGGCAGGAGCCAAAUUAUCCACUGUAUAUGAAGCUGGAUUGGAACUGGCUAAGAAAGAGAAGCCGGAUUUAGUGGAUAAUUUAACCAAGACUUUUGGCUUUGCAAUGGGUAUAGAAUUUCGUGAAAGCUCAAUAAUUAUAGGUCCAAAAACAUCAGUGGUGGCAAAGAAAGGUAUGGUGUUUAACAUCAACAUUGGCUUAGCUGGUCUGACCAAUAGCGCCGCCACUGAUAAAGAAGGAAAGACAUACGCUCUAUUCAUUGGCGACACGGUGCUAGUGAACGAGGAACAGCCGGCGUCACUUCUCACACAGUCCAAAAAGAAGAUCAAGAACAUCGGUAUCUUCUUGAAAGACGACGACGAGGAAGAGGAAGAAGAAAAGGAAAAUAAGACUGAAAUACUUGAGAACGGAGGUCGAGGCAAAAGAACGGCCGUGAUAGAGUCCAAACUCCGAACGGAACAUUCGUCGGAGGAGAAACGGAAGGAGCAUCAGAGAGAAUUGGCCAUUACGUUAAACGAAAAGGCCAAAGAGCGGUUGGCCAAACAGUCGAGUGGCAAAGACGCUGAGAAGUUAAGGAAAAGUACAAUAUCGUAUAAGAGUAUAAGUCAGAUGCCGCGGGAGAAUGAGGUCAAAGAGUUAAAAUUGUAUGUUGAUCGUAAAUACGAGACGGUGAUACUGCCGAUAUUCGGCGUGCCGGUACCAUUCCACAUAUCAACGAUAAAGAACAUCUCGCAGUCGGUGGAGGGCGACUACACGUAUCUCAGGAUAAACUUUUUCCAUCCCGGCGCGACCAUGGGCAGGAACGAAGGAGGAAACUACUCGCAACCAGACGCCACAUUCGUUAAAGAAGUAACCUAUCGAAGUACAAAUACAAAAGAGCCAGGCGAAAUAUCACCACCGUCGUCAAAUCUAAACACAGGCUUCAGACUUAUCAAGGAAGUGCAAAAGAAAUUCAAAACAAGAGAAGCAGAAGAAAGAGAAAAAGAGGAUUUAGUGAAACAAGACACACUAGUUCUCUCACAAAGUAAAGGAAACCCAAAACUAAAGGAUUUGUACAUAAGACCUAACAUAGUAACGAAACGAAUGAGCGGCUCGCUAGAAGCACACACAAACGGAUUUAGGUUCACAUCAGUGAGAGGGGACAAAGUAGAUAUCUUGUAUAAUAAUAUAAAGAACGCCUUCUUCCAGCCAUGCGAUGGAGAAAUGAUUAUACUGUUACAUUUCCAUUUAAAACAUGCUAUUAUGUUUGGUAAAAAGAAGCAUGUGGACGUCCAGUUCUAUACGGAGGUGGGCGAGAUCACGACGGACCUGGGCAAGCACCAGCACAUGCACGACCGCGACGACCUCGCCGCCGAGCAGAGCGAACGCGAGCUGCGACACAAGCUCAAGGUCGCCUUCAAGAGCUUCUGCGAACGCGUCGAGAACAUGACCAAGCAGGAGGUCGAGUUCGACACGCCCUUCAGAGAGCUGGGCUUCCCCGGAGCGCCGUUCCGUAGCACAGUCCUGCUGCAGCCCACGUCGGGUGCGUUAGUCAACCUCACCGAGUGGCCUCCGUUCGUGAUCGCGCUAGAGGACGUCGAGUUGGUACACUUCGAGCGAGUGCAGUUCCACCUCAAGAACUUCGAUAUGGUGUUCGUCUUCAAGGACUACGCAAAGAAGGUCGCCAUGGUGAAUGCUGUACCCAUGAACAUGCUGGAUCAUGUUAAGGAGUGGUUGAAUUCGUGCGACAUUCGGUACUCGGAAGGUAUCCAAUCGCUCAACUGGACCAAAGUCAUGAAAACAAUCACAGAUGAUAUCGAAGGGUUCUUCGAAAAUGGCGGCUGGUCUUUCUUAGAUCCGGAGUCAGACGCGGAAAAUGAAGAACAGGACGACGAAUCGGAAGAGGAAGACGACGCGUACGAGCCGACGGACGCGGAGUCAGACGAAUCCGACGACGGCUCCGACUACGACUCCGAGGCAUCGGACGAGUCGGACGCGUCCGGGGACAGCGAUGCAGAAGAAGACGAGGAGUCCGGUAAGGACUGGUCAGAUUUGGAACGAGAGGCGGCUGAGGAGGACAAGAAGGAGCGGAACUACGACCGCGAAGACUUCGACCGGAAGCGCAAGUCAGGCGGUAACCGGCCGCGCUCGUUCGACGAGAACGACUCCAAGAAGAGCAAGCAUGAUAACCACAAGAGUUCCAGCUCGAACCACAAAAGUUCCAGUUCCAACCACAAGAGUUCAAAUCAUAAGAGUCCAUCUAAGAGUAAUAGCAGUCCGUCAAAAAACCGCGACAAGCACCACAAGUCGUCGCACCACGAGCGCGACCGCAAGGACCACAGCCGCGACAAGUCGAGCCGCGACAAGAAGCACUCCUCCGACCACAAGUCGCACAAGCGCUCGCGCGACGACAGCCGGGAGCACGGACGCAGCCCCAAGAAAGCAAAGAAAUAAGCUGCCUGAAGCCAGAUAGAAAUGUUGAUUCGAAACGGGUCCCAGUUGCCGCACGCGGCAUUCGUUAUACUUUUACACUGGAUAUGUCCGAUGAUUCACCCGAUGCCCAUUUGUGUACGAUGUUCAAAAUUACGUCUGAAUGUUGUUUGUACGUAGUUAUUCGAAUUCCAAUAAAUUGCAAGCUUGACCAGGGAAAUAGAAACCAAACCCUUUUUUAUGGAGUAUAGUUACAUAAUUCCAGAUGUCCAGAAAACAUUUUUAUAUUUCUGGUCGAGCGUUAAUUUAAAUUAUAACACAAAUAAAAAUAAGGAUUUAUA
Molecule: messenger RNA, 3859 nt
Organism: Manduca sexta (tobacco hornworm)
Lineage: Eukaryota; Metazoa; Arthropoda; Insecta; Lepidoptera; Sphingidae
Gene: dre4
Product: FACT complex subunit spt16
Exons: 18
Coding region: 150-3542 (1130 amino acids)
Biological process (GO): positive regulation of transcription elongation by RNA polymerase II; transcription elongation by RNA polymerase II
Cellular component (GO): FACT complex
Molecular function (GO): nucleosome binding
Source: RefSeq, a predicted model, not a curated record